AUGGGUAAUCGACCGCGGCCCCGAGCCACCAACAAACAGUUGCCAUUCUGGUGGCAAACCGAAACCCCGCCAUCCCGAGCGGUUGAUAUUGGAAAGCUCUCGCUAGGGGUUUGCUGCACCCCGCCAACGGCCAUGUUUCCGACUUUCACCGGAAGCUCGCGCAAAGGGCGAAAUGUCAAUCUCAGCGGUCAAAAAGCGAUAAACCCUUUCACUAGCACAUCAUGGGCUCCCAGCGCGGCCGUCGGGGCGUCCAAGACAGUGGCACAUGCUCAAGCCGAGCGGCUACAGCGGCAACAAGAGCGGGACCGCCUGAAGGCUGCGCAACGCAUCCAGAAGACAUGGAGAGGGCAUAGGUCGCGGCGGAACCUACGGAUAGCACGCCGGCAGGCCAUUGACCUCUUGUACCGUGGGCAAGGACAAGUGGACGUUGAACAGAGAACAACACAGGCGACACCCCUGGUCCUCAGCACAUAUCAAGCGUCCGACCGAGACGACCAGCAGCGGCUGUGCUUGCUCGCUCGCGAUCUCCUACACACCAGAUUUGCUUGUUUCGCACCAGGAGUCUUAGAGUUGCCUCGGUUGGGGCGAUUGAUCCGAAUAGCGGCUUUCGCCCUUGACAGGGUACUGGGGAGAUACUGCCGCGAUCUCGGCCCGACCUCUCAAAUGCUGGACCUCGUCCGAAGGGCUGUGGUGACACCGCUAUCUGCUACGGCUACACCUGACAGAGACGAGAUCUCGGGAGUCCUCGAGAAGUUCACCUCGGACCACGGGGGUAGCUCCACGUCCGAGCUUGAGGACGCCGGCUUCCUCGCCGGAUACAUCCUCACCCUCAUUUUCUGCUUUCCGACUCUUGGUGACGAAAUUCGGAUGCGGCUGUAUCUAGCAGACAUCCCCACCCGUCAAGGCCCCCUCCCUGCCGUCAAGUUCUUCUGGAAUGCGUUCAGUAGGACGUCAAUAUUCUCCAAAAUCGGGUCAGAUCCUGAUGCUGCGCUCGAAAUUCUACUCCAGAAGCCUUCGUCCCAGACCGAUUCUUGGUGGCACCGCGAGUGGCGCACAGUCCUCUUGUUUCUCGAGCUUUAUAUCUUUGUCCUUCGCCUAACCGACGAUGACGACUUUUUCAGCGGCCUCAGUGUACCAUUCCACUCGGGAGGCUCGAGUCCACGAUUGCGUUUGAGCAGCCUCGGUCUUCAGGAGCUGAAACGCAUGACGCUUUUUCUCAAGCACCUCGGGUUUACGCUUUACUACAGUGCUGCCGACUUGCUCAAUUCGAACCCUAGUGACGCAAACAUGGUCGAUAGUUCGUCGGCCUUUUUGACUCGGCCUCGGAGUGUGGCCGGAAGCGACAAGACAGUGGAAGCUUUGCCUUUUGUGCUCACCGCCGGCGUCGAUUUUGGCGCAUUCAGAAAUCUCGUUUCCACGGCAAUGAAGAUGCUCUACGAGCGGGAUUCCAGACGUCAAUUUCUGCCACCGCAGCAUUGGCUAAUGACAUCAAAGUUCGACAUGGAAAGCUUCCUUUCUGCUGUCGUGCUCGAGGAACAGAGCCAGCGUGAGCAAGCCGAAGCCGAGGACGAAGAGGAUAACGAUGACGCGGAUGCAGCAGAGCCACCGGUGCCCUUCUCAUCCAGUGGUUUGAGGAUAUCUCGACAGGCCCGAAUGGAAUGGAUCAGGGCAGCGCGAAAACAAGCUGCACGGGAUAUUCUCAGGGCUGCUGCUGGCCCCAGGCUGGAAAUUUUGCGCAACAUGCCGUUUGUCAUUCCCUUUAACAUGCGGGUUCAGAUAUUUCGACAGUUUGUCCAUCUCGACAAGCACCGGAGAAGGGGGGGCAACAUCGAUCCGGACAUGUGGAGGUUAUGGGUGCUCAACCAGCAUGGUGGUCCGGCUCAGCCGACCCCCGCCGGCAGGAACAUCAUCGGUCGACACCAAGCGCAGAUCCAAAGAGGUCGGAUGUUCGAUGACGCCUUGGAAUCCUUCUGGGGUCUUCAGGACGGAUUAAAAGAACCGAUCCAAAUCACGUUUGUUGACGAGUUCGGCAUGCCAGAGGCCGGGAUCGACGGAGGUGGCGUGACCAAAGAAUUUCUCACGAGCGUGACGACGGAAGCGUUUACGCCGAACGAGGGCCUGUUCAUCGCGAACAGCAAGAACUCAUACUACCCGAACCCCUGUAGCAUAGACCAGUCAAAGAACGCGCUUCAAGAGGCACAAAUUCCCGAAAAUUCUGAGGAAUGGGCUGAGACUAUCACGUCCCGUCUCCGGCAGUACGAGUUUCUCGGCAGAGUCAUCGGGAAGUGCUUGUACGAGGGAAUUCUCAUCGACGUAUCCUUUGCUGGAUUUUUCCUCCUCAAGUGGGCCACAUCAGCCGGCGCGUCCGACACGUACCGCGCCAACAUCAACGACCUCCGCGAACUCGACGAAGAAUUGUACCAGGGCAUGCUGCGCCUGAAGAACUACCCCGGCAACGUCGGCGACCUCUCUCUCGACUUCACAAUCACCGACCAGAUCUCUCUCCCAGGCGAGCCAUUCCGCACCACGACCCGCGACCUUGUCCCCAACGGCGAGAACGUGGUCGUGACCAACGAAAACCGACUUCUCUACAUUAGCUACGUCGCGCGCCACCGACUCAUUAUCCAGCCUUACGCACAGACUCGGGCUUUCCUCCGCGGGCUUGGUAUGAUUAUUGAUCCGAGCUGGCUGAGUAUGUUCAACCAAAAUGAGCUACAACGCCUGGUGGGCGGCGACAGCUCCGAGAUCGACGUCGAGGACCUACGGAAGCACACGGCCUAUAGUGGGGUCUAUGAAAUCGGUGACGACGGCCAGGAGCACCCAACUGUGAAGCUGUUCUGGGAGGUGAUGUACCAGCUAGAGGACCGCGAGAGGAGGGAUGUGUUGAAGUACGUCACAAGCACGCCGCGCGCCCCUCUCCUGGGGUUUAGCCAGCUCAGCCCGCCGUUCAGCAUCAGGGAUGGUGGCAGGGACCAGGAACGGCUGCCGAGCGCGAGUACGUGCGUAAACCUGUUGAAGCUGCCGCGGUAUGAUGACGCGGAGACGCUGAAGAGGAAGCUGCUGUAUGCUGUUACAAGUGGCGCCGGGUUCGAUCUUAGCUGA
This is a messenger RNA of Chaetomium globosum CBS 148.51, 3102 nucleotides long. RefSeq lists its product as uncharacterized. Gene Ontology annotation, molecular function: protein binding; ubiquitin protein ligase activity. The transcript is spliced from 6 exons. The coding region runs from base 1 to 3102 and encodes 1033 amino acids. NCBI's taxonomy places the organism in Eukaryota, Fungi, Ascomycota, Sordariomycetes, Sordariales, Chaetomiaceae. The record is from RefSeq and is a predicted model, not a curated record. Gene Ontology annotation, biological process: ubiquitin-dependent protein catabolic process; protein polyubiquitination.